This is a messenger RNA of Spodoptera frugiperda (fall armyworm), 758 nucleotides long. It is a transcript of the gene mRpS28, whose product is annotated as 28S ribosomal protein S28, mitochondrial. Gene Ontology annotation, cellular component: mitochondrial small ribosomal subunit. NCBI's taxonomy places the organism in Eukaryota, Metazoa, Arthropoda, Insecta, Lepidoptera, Noctuidae. The record is from RefSeq and is a predicted model, not a curated record. The transcript is spliced from 2 exons. Bases 144 to 695 code for a protein of 183 amino acids.
UCUGUGGUAAAAGAAUACAAAUGUCAAAGUCAAAAUAAAUAAGGUUUUUGAGGUUAUUUUUUAAAGUUGUGAAAAUAACAAAUAAUUUAUAAAAUAAAUCGAAGACAAUAAUUUAAUCAUCGGCGCAAGAUUGUAUUAGCAAUAUGCUUGCUACAAGACUGUCAAGACAACUACGAAGAACCAGUGCAGUGAUUAGCUCACGAGCAUUUUGCAGCCCUGCUUCUCCCACGGGUACUGCUGGUACUCCUAAAGAACAAGGAAAUGUUUCUACAGAGGAUGCUGCUGUCAAAGUCAGCGGCUUCGCUAAGGCCUAUGAGAAACAAACUAAAAUAUUAGAUACAGAAGAUAAAGAACAAAAUUUUACCUUUGCCUCUUUACUUCGGCAUUCUAAAUUGAUGGACCUUGGUGAUCCCACAAACAAAGUGGUGAUUGGCAAAAUAUUCCACGUAGUUGAAGACGACCUAUACAUUGACUUUGGCUGGAAGUUCCACUGUGUGUGCACCCGGCCCAAUGUUCGAGGUGAUGAGUAUGUCCGAGGAGCGAGAGUGAGAAUACAGAUUAAGGACUUGGAGUUGUCUUCUCGAUUCUUAGGCUCUAGUACGGACCUUACACUGUUAGAAGCAGAUUGCAAGCUUCUAGGGUUAAUAUCUACACCAGUAAGAGCCACUACUACUGCCACUGUAAGUGAAAACUAAUAUAUAAGUACCUAUGUAAUUUAGUCUAGUAGUUGUUAAAGUAAUAAAUAAUGUUGUUUAAAA